UAGAAUCCUCACCUAAUGGUGUUUGACAGUUCGUGAUCCUAGAGCUUAAUGGAGUUUAAAGACUUCAGAAAUUUGCAUAAGUCGAAUACAAGGGGAUUUACUCAAGCCUAUAAGCUUACAAGACAUGGAGUCCAAGUUCAAAAGUAAAGAGGCUUGCGAGGGGUCAGAGGACGCCGAAGAGGGGAAGUCCCUAGGUGAGCAGCUAUUUUAUGCUGGAGAGAAAGGGGAUGUUAAAAGAUGUUCAGAAUUGAUUGGUCAAGGAGCAGAUGUGAACUGGCAAGCAGGUUCAAAUUUGUGGUCAAGGACCCCAUUAAUGCAAGCAGCUAAAAGUGGAAUGACUGAAGUGUGUAAACUGUAUUUGGAAAAUGGUGCCAAAGUUGAUGCAUUUACAGUGAGUCAUUUCACUGCAUUGACAUUAGCUGCACGAUAUGGAAAAACACAAGUGUGCCAGCUGUUACUAAAAAACAAUGCCAAUGUGAACAAUCAAACAAAGGGGCACGAGACACCACUCAUGUGGGCUGCCCAUGGAGGCCAUUCAGAGACUUGUAAACGUCUUUUGGAGUCUGGAGCAAAGGUUGAUCUUAAGGAUGAGUAUGGUUUCACAGCACUGAUCCGUGCUGCCAAAGGUGGCCAUGAGAAUGCCUGUACAGUUCUUUUGGAAAAUGGAGCAGAUGUCUCUGCUACUUCAAAGCUUGGGGAUGAGGUCUGGGAUGCUGAGUGUUGGGCUAGAGCCAACAAAUAUUCUCGUAUUGAGAAGCUGAUGAAGAGUCGUAAGGUCCUCUGUUCUCUUCUGAAAGAGGGUUCUGACCCUCCCUCCCAUGUCACCCUGAAUGUAUGCGGCGCCGUCAAUGCUGGGAAAACAACGCUCAUUGCCAAAUUGCAACUGAGUCCCGUGAGGCGACGACUGGCCAGGCGAGAUGAACCGGACACCAGCCAAGAUAUGUCUUCAAGAACUGCUGGGAUUGAAGUAGGAAUCAUUGAUGUCCCUGGGGUCGGCGAGUUCCGUAAAAUGGACAUGGCGGGUCACACAUGGGCUUUCACAAGUAAUGAGUACUUUAUUGGUAAGAGGACGUCCAUUUCUUUGGUCUUGUUCGACUUGAGUAAGACGGACGAAGAAAUUGAAAAGGAUUUAUUCCAUCACCUGAGUUCGUUGAAGGCCAGGGAGACCAAAGUUGGGGUGCUACGUUUUCGUCCUGAAGUCGUGCUGGUUGCGACACACGUUGACAAGAUAGAAAAGGGUACUGAUCCGAGACUUCGAGCCAAUGCCUUUUUCAGGAUGACGAAGGAAUGCUUUCAAGCUUACCUGAAUUUCUAUUCCAAAGUGAUGGUUUUGGAUUGCACUAAUCCUAACGCUCACGAUUUCGAUUCGCUGCGCGUUUGCCUCAAAGAGCUCCGUGCCAAAAUAAUCGAGAACUCCGAUCUAGUGCCCCGUUUGUGUGCGCAGCUAUUGCCUCGCAUUCGUGCAUGGGCAAAAGAGAGACCAUCGUUUCCCGUUAUGUCCUGGAAGGAGUUUUUUGAGAAAGUGCGAGAGAUCAACAAUACAGCUGACGAGGAAGGAGUCAGAAAUAUCGCUUUCUACCUGAAUGAAAGUGUCGAGAUUGUAAGUGACACUUCUCCUGAGCUUCGUGACCAAAUUGUUCUUGACGUCAAUUGGCUGACAGCUCACAUUUUUGGAAUUGCCUUGGCUCCCUCUAACUUCCCGCGUUCUCUUCGGGGCGACAUAGCACAUGGAAUGGUGGGAAAACGCGAGCUGCAAGAAACCUUUCGUGAAUGCCCUUUCGAACAGCUUAUUAAGCUGUUUGUGCGAUUUGAAGUGUGCCUCCCAUGGGAUGAAGAAAAUCUUAUUUGUGAGAACUACCUCUUCCCCAGUCACUUGGAAGAGGAUCGCAUCAAAUCGGCCGAAUUAUGGCCAACGAAGUUGGACGAUCGUUGUGUUGUUGGCCGUAUUGUUGAGUGCAAGAACAAAACAGAUGCUCUUCCCAACAGCUUCUUCUCAAAAUUCCAGAUCCGAUUGUUGAGAUGUUUUGGACACAAAAGCCCAGUUUGGAAUCGUGGCAUCAAAAUCGCAGAUGACACGGUAGAGAUCCUCGCCUCACUUUCAUCCACACUAACAGCGGUGAAUGUCUGUGUGUGGGCGCCUAAAGGAUGCGAAGAGCGAUGUUACGACUCCAUGAGAUACAUCGAGGGACUUAGGGAUGAUCUACUUGAUGAGGUUGCCGGGGGAAUCGAGUUUGUUCACAAAGCCAUGAGCAUCGAGGUGCUGAAACACAGAGAUUUUGAAGGUUACCCGUUGACAGAAGUAGAUGAGGCGCUCGAGAAAGGUGGUCCAAAUGCCAGAGUUAAGCUUAGCCAAGAAAAAUACGCAGUAAACGAAAGGGCGAUAGAUGUACGAUACUGCGGAAUUAGACGGUACGUGCAUCCGUUUGAUCACAUAAGUCACUUUCCGCUGAGGGAAAGAAAGGCGUUAUCCAAGAUACUGGACUCCAAGAUUGAAUCUGACCACUUACAACUGUUGUCAGACCGGCUGAAAGUUCCAGUGGAACACGAGGACAGCGAAUCUGGUUUCACUAGCGUUAUUCCAGGGAGUAAAACAGAUCGGUAUCUCUCACGCUGUGCCUUUGAACGUGAUUUGAGAGCAGAUGACUUGAUUCAAGCUUUGGAAGCUGCCAACCAAUUCGAGGCUGCUACAAUUGUUAGUCAGUGGUUUGCCAACGCCAAACGCUCUCAAGAGAUCAGAACAAUGUACAGAACUAGAGGUGAAAGCAGUGAUUCUGAGCAAAGUUGUUCCUUUGCCUCACGAAGUCAUUGGACAAGUGGAGUGUCCGAAUAUUCUGAAGUACGAACAGUGAGUAUGGGAGGUGGCAGCGUCUCUGAGGGAAGUCCUCUCCUAAGGUCGUCUCCAAGGGUAUCAUGGAUCAGUCGUCGACACAUCUCUGUUUCCUCCGACGGAAAAGAAAGCGGUGCAUCAGAGAGUAGUCUUCCCUUUGAUGUGGAAAGAGAGAGGUGUGAUAGCGGAUUAUCUUCCUCCGGAGGCAGUUUCAGUGGAGGAAACUGGCGACCUCGGUUGAAAAGUGAAAGUUCUUAUUCUGGGCUCAGCUUCCCAAGUGAAGGGUCCUUCUUUUCUUGUGAAGAAUCUCACACUGGUUCAACAGAACAAAUUGUACCUGGGCCUCGUCUAGUUGUCCAUCCUUGCUCGAAGUGUCAUUACUGUACACCAAAACUACCUGCACGAGACAACGAGGGUACCAAGCCACCCCUCAGCAUAGAAGAAACAUCACAAGAUACGGGUGCUAGUGGUCCUCAGAAAGAUUCCGAUCGUGACGUGUCACUGAGUCCCGUUCAGGUUUCCAAUGGCAUGUCUGAGGAAGAAGCUGCUGAAAAAGAAUCGACUCCGACGUGUGAGACUGCAGGAGAACCGGAGCUUGGUGAAUCUUUUCCGUCGAUAAGGAGACUUAUUCCCGAGCUCUCCACGAGGUUGAGUGUAAGUUGGAGGCCCGUCGCUGUUGAUCUUGGUCUCAGACGUCGUGACCUACGACGUUUUGAAGACUCCAGCUUGCUUCGUGUCCAGGCUGAACAAAUGUUGCACUUCUUGUUGGCCACCAACAGAUGUACCCUUGAAUGCGAACAGUGCCAAGAAGUGAUCUCUCAAAGACUUUCAGAGGCAUUUGAAAACGCAUAUCGCGCGGAUCUCGUGGAUUUCUUGCAGUAUUCAAAAGAGCACCUGGAAUCUGCGGAAGUGUGAAGACUGAAGCUUGAAGUGUGUGGAGAAAUCUCAGUUUCUAAGCAACUGAGCACCUACCCCUCCCCUAACAACAAACAGUCAACUGAUAACAUGUAACUGGAUAAUAGAUAUUGCUGGUAGCUUGGCUCGUUGCUAUUUAAUUAAUGGUUGGUUGGAAAGUUUGUUCUGACUGAUAGAUAUUUAAAUCGAAAACGACGCUUUUUUUUAAACGUGUGAAAAUGGGAAAAGGGGAAUCAUUUUUCAUUUUGGUUUUCCCAUCAAUUCACAAAAUGAGCAUAUCUUAAGAGAUAGAAUAGUAAGAGCAGAAUCGUGAGGUAUUAUAAUUUAACGCGACAUGUAUAUAAAAAAAACAAACAAACAAGAGUCCAGUGCACAAACAAGAAAUGAGUUUCUGACUUUAUCUUAAGUUAUUUCUAUAAUAAGUGUAGUAACCAAAGGGAGGAUUAGAGACGUUCUUAGCGGGCCAAUAUUACUUCCAUUAUUUGAUGACGUUGUUCUUUUCAGACAUUUUUUUAAAAUUCCAGCUUUGAACAGAAUGUUGUACACUUUAUUUACGGAAAUCAGGCGCAGUUUAAUGUCACAAUGACGGCAUAUUACGUCUUGAAGGGCAUUUUCCUAUGUUAACUAUCUUGACUAAAGUCGCGUUUUAAUAAUGGCCGUGUAACGUGAACUGACAGCACUACCUAAAGGACUGUACGAAAAAGUUACGGUCGUCUCUGAAAGAUUUCAUGGAUACCUUUGCAAAUCUUUUCUAAUUUAAUUUGGUUUUACUGCUCUUGCCUGUAAUCCAGCUUGAAAGUCUUCAUCCUUCGUCAUAAAUAUUCCCAUUACUAAACUGUCGAUUAAAAAAAAAACCCUCACA
Messenger RNA from Stylophora pistillata, 4604 nucleotides. RefSeq lists its product as uncharacterized. Gene Ontology annotation, biological process: signal transduction. NCBI's taxonomy places the organism in Eukaryota, Metazoa, Cnidaria, Anthozoa, Scleractinia, Pocilloporidae. Gene Ontology annotation, molecular function: protein binding. The record is from RefSeq and is a predicted model, not a curated record.